AUGGACGCGGCGGCGGCGCUGCCGGAGGCGUGGUCGCAGGUGCGCGCGCCGGUGAUCGUGCCGCUGCUGCGGCUGGCGGUGGCGGUCUGCCUCACCAUGUCGGUGCUGCUGUUCCUGGAGCGGAUGUACAUGGCCGUCGUCAUCGCCGGGGUGCGCCUCCUCCGGUUCCGCCCCGACCGCCGGUACCGCUGCGACCCUUUGCCGGAGGACGACCCGGAGCUCGGCUCCGCCGCGUUCCCCGUCGUGCUCGUCCAGAUCCCCAUGUUCAACGAGCGCGAGGUGUACCAGCUGUCCAUCGGCGCCGUGUGCGGGCUGUCGUGGCCGGCGGACCGGCUGGUGGUGCAGGUGCUCGACGACUCCACGGACGAAAUGGUUAAGGAAAUGGUGCGGCUGGAGUGCGAGCGGUGGGGUCGGAAGGGGAUCAACAUAACGUACCAGAUCCGGGAGGACCGGAAGGGGUACAAGGCCGGCGCGCUGAGGGCGGGCAUGAAGCACGCGUACGUGAGGGAGUGCGAGUACGUGGUGAUCUUCGACGCCGACUUCCAGCCGGACCCGGACUUCCUCAAGCGCACCAUCCCCUACCUCGUCCGCAACCCGGAGAUCGCCCUCGUCCAGGCGCGCUGGAGAUUCGUGAACGCGGACGAGUGCCUGAUGACGAGGAUGCAGGAGAUGUCCCUGGACUACCACUUCACCGUGGAACAGGAAGUGAGCUCCUCCGUCUGCGCCUUCUUUGGGUUCAACGGUACCGCCGGCGUGUGGCGUAUUUCUGCGAUAAACGAGGCCGGAGGGUGGAAGGACCGGACCACGGUGGAGGACAUGGAUCUUGCCAUCCGGGCCAGCCUCAAGGGGUGGAAGUUUGUCUACCUCGGUGAUGUUCAGGUGAAAAGUGAGCUGCCGAGUACCUUCAAGGCUUUUCGGUUCCAGCAGCACAGGUGGUCGUGCGGCCCGGCAAACCUGUUCAGGAAAAUGAUCAUGGAGAUUGUGACAAACAAGAAAGUGACGAUCUGGAAGAAGAUCCAUGUCAUCUACAACUUUUUCUUGAUACGCAAGAUCAUUGCACAUAUUAUCACCUUUUCGUUCUACUGCCUCGUCAUCCCAGCAACGAUCUUUGUCCCCGAGGUCCGCAUACCGAAGUGGGGCUGUAUCUACAUUCCCUCAGCCAUUACCCUUAUGAACUCUGUUGGAACUCCCAGGUCAUUUCACUUGCUUUUCUUCUGGGUCGCCUUUGAGAACGUCAUGUCCCUGCACAGAACAAAAGCCACAUUGAUCGGCUUGUUAGAGGCUGGCAGGGCGAAUGAAUGGGUUGUGACAGCGAAGCUCGGCAGCGCUAUGAAGAUGAAAGCAGCUAAUAAAGCGGGACUCAGGAAACAGUUCAUGAGGAUAUGGGAGAGGUUGCACGUUACGGAGCUUGGUGUGGCAGCCUUCCUCUUCUCCUGCGGAUGGUAUGAUUUUGCGUAUGGGAGGGACCAUUUUUUCAUCUACCUCUUCUUCCAGUCCGUAGCAUUUUUCAUUGUCGGUAUCGGCUACGUCGGCACAAUCGUCCCGCAAUCGUAA
This is a messenger RNA of Miscanthus lutarioriparius, 1554 nucleotides long. Lineage: Eukaryota; Viridiplantae; Streptophyta; Magnoliopsida; Poales; Poaceae. The record is from the annotation of a GenBank genome assembly.